AUGGCGCCUGUCGCAGGGUCCUCCCGAGGCAUCAUCGCCAACGUCGGCACAUCGAGGAGCGCUACGACCCGAUCAACGUCUGGCCGCGCCAAGACGAACAAGCGCGUCGAGCAGGAGCGCAUCGUAGACCGCCUUCUCCAAGCCUUCUUAUCCGAACGCAUAAACGAUCCGACUCAAAAGGCAGCGCAAAAGGCCAAAGCCGUCCGCACCAUCGACAAGGAUUCAUGGUCGCCCGCCGACGCCGACGAGAUCGCCACUGCCUUCCAGGGGCUCUCGCUCAAACACAGCAUCCAUCUCGACCAUGAGCUCUCCCUUGCUCUCCGAAGGUGCCAUGCAGAGCUCCUCGUCUCUUGCGACAGGUCCAUGCAUCUCGCCGACCAGGCUCGAGACUCGUACAAACGCCGCGGCCUCGACACUCGCCACAUUCACGAUCCGCUUAUUCGACCGGACAACGUCUCAGAUGCAGUGCGCUUGCUGUUGCUCCUCUCGAAACCGCCAGAUGUCACCGCACGCACCGCUGCCAAUCUCAUGCUCAACGCAACCCAUCCAGCUCGCGCACAGUACUUGACGCCCGAACAACGCAGGCAGGCCGAAAGACGCGAGUGGCUCGACAUCCUUGUCGACGAACCGCUCCAAGGUGAUGCAUGGAUUGAUCACCACGACGAACACGACAAUUCAGACCUCUCAGAUUGGAGUCAAGAGGACGAUGACGACGAUGAGCGACGGAGGCGGAUCGAGCUCGAGUACGACAGCGACAAAGAGAACCGAAAGCGCAGAGAGCGACUCAGAGCCGCUUCCAGCGCCAUGGAGCUCACACCUGCCACCACAACCAAGAUGCAACAUCGCGAUCGCUGGACUGAGCAGCGCUCCUCGCGUGCGGAUGCGCUCAACAAGCUGAUAGGCGCGGAUGCGCGGAAUGGACCGAAAACAUGGACGGAGGUCGACGCCGUUCGAGAAAGCCUUUCGGCCCUGAUGGGCUGCUCGAGUGUCAUGUAUGACCACGGCGACGCUGGCCAGUACAGCGUGGCCGACGGCGCAUUCGCUCCCUCCAGCCUCUUCCUAGGCAUUUCCGAGCAGAUGCAAGAGGUGGCCACGCUCGCCAGCACCUUCAACACCUUGCGUCGUUUCGUCAACACCACUGUCACGCAAAGCAUCCACGCAGUCGAUGCACUGACCCGAACGCCUGCCGUCGAAGCCUUUGCAGAGCAGCUACAAUUACUGCUUGAACGCCUGUCCUUGCGCCUCUCGGAACUGGAUGCAGACUUGGCAUCGAUAUCUUCGUCCAAACCGCAGCCCCUUUGGCAAGCACGAUACUCGACAAUGCUGCAGCUCGUCGACCACGUACACCGCGAGGCAUCCUCACUCCUGCUCUUGUCCCGGCUGCUACAUUCGAUCGGGUUCAUCGCUUUCAACGAUCGCAUCGGUCAUGCAGGCAUCGGAGCCGGACUCGCGCGGAUCUCAAGCGAUCGUGCGCUCAUCGACGGUCUGCAAGCCUUGCUGGACUUUGUCCACCAACAAGACACGAUGGCUGUACCGGACACGGUCGUGGCAGACCUUAGCAGGUGUCUGCUUGCGGCUUGCCGACCAGCAUGGAGCUCGGUGUGUCAACUCAUACGACGAGGUCUGAGCUUCGCGAUCGUGCGCGAGGACGACCCCUUGUUCGACGAUCGCCUGGUCCAGCACAUGGUCAAGCACGACGUCUCCCUCGCCACCUCGGACAAGAGCUUCUGGACUUCAGGCUACCGCUCUCGCCAGGCGCAAGCCGGCGAAAACCUGGAUGAAGACACCGAAGACGGCUACAGCCCGCCGGCAUUCCUGCAGUCGAUUGCAGACGAUGUCAUCACCACGUCCAAGGGCGUUGGACUGCUCCGCAGUCUUGGCAUAGAUGCGCUCGGCGAGGUCCAGCCCGACUCGGACCUGGGACGCAUCCUCGACGUCGAGGUUUUGUUCAAAGCAGAUCAAAAAACGAAGGGCCUCACGGUGGACAACGUUCUAGAGGACGAUGAAAAUGCAGAUGCGACGCAAAUCCAGCACGCCGCCAAAAGAUUCACAGGAUCGGAGGCGAGAAGCAAGUUGCGUCAAAUCCUGUUUCCUCACGGCACGCACAACAGCCGCAGCAUGGCCGAGGAAUUGCCCCUGACGCCGGAUUCCCAGCCGGAUGCCGACAUGUUUUGGCAUGGGACCACAGCCGGGACUUCAAGGAGCGCAUCACUGCGUCUGCUCGAGCCUAGGCUAGGUCGGGCGCUGCGUCAGCACCUGUCGCCGAUCAGUGCGAUCGUUCGCAAGCGGCUGAUCGAAGUGCUCACGUCGCCGGCUCCGGAAGGUGGCUAUGCUCUGCAGUCGCACCUCGAAGCCUGUCACGGCCUGCUUUUCAUGCAGCGCGGUGCCGAAAUGUCGAGCUGGACCGAGUCGCUCUUCCUCGAUCUCGACCGACGCAACGGUGCGAUUAGGGCGAUCGAGCCGAGUCGGCUCACGUCGGGCUUCCACGAUUGCAUGGAAGACCACCAGCAGCGCACUGCCGGUCGCGCCUGGAUCGACACGAGUCUCGUACGCUUCCACACGGGCGAUGAUGACCGCGAUAUGCGCGCAGCCGCGCGGAAUCGGUCCAGGAUCGGGCGUCUUGCCGACAUUCGCGUCGAGUACGACGUGCCGUGGCCGCUGUCGUUCGUGUUCCUACCGGAGUGCACGCGCUUUCACCAGAGCAUCUUUACGAGCCUGCUGCAGGCCAAGUAUGCGCAUUGGAAGCUGGCGAGCACGGUCAAGCUCGCGCGGCCCGAGACUCUGCACAUGCGCAAGUACUGGGCGUUGCGACGACAGGCGCAGUGGCUGGUGCGCACGCUGAUCGAGUUCGUCCAGCGCGACGUUGUGCUGGACGGAAGCGAGCGGCUUUGUGUGGAUCUGCAGGGGGUAGUGUCGUUGGACGAUGCCAUCCAGACCCACUCGGCGGCAGUGGCCAAGAUGGAGAUGCUCUGCUUUCAUCGCGCGGAUCAGAGCAAGGUCAAGGUGCUAUUCGACGCAGCGUGGCGGUUGGGCGUGGAUGUGGUCAGCACAUACGAGCUUUUCAUCGGCGCGAGCGGGCGCGAGGAGGAGCGACUUGCACGGAGGCGACGGCGCGAACGCCGCAGAAAGCGGCGCGAUCGAGCCAAGCAAGACGGUGCACCACUGGACGCGAUCGCCGAGGCAGAUGAGGAAGAGGAAGAGGAGGAAGAGGCGGAGGAAGAGGAGGGGGACGACGACGAGGCGGCUGAAGAGCUCGUCCGAGACAAGUCGAUCGGCGAGUACGAGGCCUGGAAAGCCCAGCCAGACGCACGUCCGAAGCGCACCGGCUACGAAGGCUUUGAUGCGAGCAUGGCGGAUGCUUCGAUGAGCGCCGACGUCUCGGCGAGCUGGAUCGAGUCGGAGACGCACAAGCGCGAACGCUUCCGCAUCGAGUGUGAGCGACUGCGAAAGACGCUGCAGCGACUCGUCGAGGAGCUCACGGUGCGGGUCGACGAGCAGAUUGCACGCACCGCCGCCACCGCUGCCCUCGAAGCCCAAGACGCGACCCAGGCCGACCACGCGCUACACGACCAUCACUAUACGCGACAGAGGUGGCAAGGUCUGCUCUAUUCGCUCGCCUGGUCGGAUCUCACGUACUAG
This is a messenger RNA of Moesziomyces antarcticus, 3639 nucleotides long. RefSeq lists its product as uncharacterized. Gene Ontology annotation, cellular component: spindle pole; gamma-tubulin complex; equatorial microtubule organizing center. Gene Ontology annotation, molecular function: microtubule minus-end binding; gamma-tubulin binding. The record is from RefSeq and is a predicted model, not a curated record. The transcript has a single exon. The coding region runs from base 1 to 3639 and encodes 1212 amino acids. NCBI's taxonomy places the organism in Eukaryota, Fungi, Basidiomycota, Ustilaginomycetes, Ustilaginales, Ustilaginaceae. Gene Ontology annotation, biological process: meiotic cell cycle; microtubule nucleation; spindle assembly.